UGACGUGACGACCAUCCCCACUACCCCAAAACAUCAUUUCAAUGGGCCACCAUUGGAUCUUCCAAACUCGUCGGAGUUUAUAUUUACUUGAUUUUUAAUUAACCCUUUGCCUUUCGCUUUCUGUUUUGUGCUCCUCAGUGCUUCUCAAAAGCCUUAAAAAAAUAUUAUUGACAUUAUGAUUGUUAUUGCAGUUUUGUUUUGGGGACAAAAUUCUCCAAAAUGGGGCAUCCGGAAAGGCUUUUCUUUGAUGGGUUGCUCUUGAUUUUCCUUAAUUUAUAGUGGGUGUAAGUAUAAUUGUGUUAUUGUGGGGGACUCUUAUUUGAGAUUCUGCAAGUGGGUUUUUUUCCUUUUUGGGGUUUUUUUUUUUUUGUUUUUUUGUCGGUCAUAAUAAAAAUGGGUAAUGUGAAUGGAAGAGAAGAUGGGAGUGGUAGCCCAUCUGGGGGUGAGGAAGGUGGUGUAGAAGGUGGUGGUGGUGGUGGUGGUUUGGAAGAAGGCAUGGCUGCACCGGGUGGAGCCCAUGGUGUGUCUCCUCCUGACUUGAUGGGCCAGUCCCCUCCGCAUAGCCCAAGGGCCACCCAGUCACCUCUGAUGUUCACUCCUCAAGUCCCCGUGGUUCCAUUACAAAGGCCUGAUGACAUGUACAGUUCAAGCCAUUCAUGGAUGCAAACUGCUUCAGCUUAUGAAGACAUGUGCAGUGAGCAAGGAAUUCCAACAAUGAUUACAUGGAGCUAUGAUGGCAAGGAAGUAGCUGUGGAGGGAUCGUGGGAUAAUUGGAGGACAAGAAUGCCCCUGCAGAAAUCAGGAAAAGACUUCACUAUAAUGAAAGUUCUGCCAUCUGGUGUUUACCAGUAUAGGUUUAUUGUUGAUGGACAGUGGAGGUAUGCCCCUGACUUUCCUUGGGCCCAAGAUGAGGCAGGCAAUGCUUUCAAUGUCUUGGACUUGCAGGAUUAUGUUCCAGAAGACAUCGAAAGCAUUUCUAGUUUUGAACCUCCUCAGUCCCCAGAAUCAAGUUAUACCAAUUUGCAACUUGGCUCUGAAGAUUUUGCAAAGGAGCCACCUUUGGUGCCUCCACACUUACAGAUGACUUUGCUCAACGUUCCUGCAUCAAACAUGGAGAUUCCGCCUCCUUUGUCAAGACCUCAGCAUGUUGUGCUGAAUCAUCUUUACAUGCAAAAAGGGAAGAGUGGCCCAUCUGUGGUAGCACUUGGUACAACUCAUAGGUUUCUGGCCAAGUAUGUGACAGUGGUGCUCUACAAGUCCUUGCAGAGAUAAACAUACACAACAUCUAUGCCAACUUUUGUAAUCUUAAGCGCGUUUAUGUAGUUAAAAUAUUCUAAGAGGCAAUGUUAUUCCAAUAGCUUACUCAGGCAGGUGCAUCAGAUCAAAUUCAACUGUUGUAUUUCACAUAAUGCAAUUUCUUGAUGACCUUCGACCCCACAAA
Messenger RNA from Corylus avellana, 1441 nucleotides. RefSeq names its product SNF1-related protein kinase regulatory subunit beta-2. Gene Ontology annotation, molecular function: protein binding. NCBI's taxonomy places the organism in Eukaryota, Viridiplantae, Streptophyta, Magnoliopsida, Fagales, Betulaceae. The record is from RefSeq and is a predicted model, not a curated record.